AGGAAAUAAAUAAACGUCCCCUGCAUCUAGCAUCCCUGGCCGGGCAUCGUGCCAGCGGGAUGCAGGCUGGUGCAGGAUGAGGAUGGAGGGCGGGGGGAUGUACACAGAUGCCAUGUGCCUUUACAUAACCGCAACUGGCUUUGGAUACAAUUGGAUGAGAAAUCGGUGGCCAGGGACAGCAGCAGCAGCAGCAGCGUCCGUCCUGCUGUGUGCCGCAGUGCCCCGAGCCCAGCGGGGAGUAACGUGGCCGGGCACUGAGGCGGGGGGAGUGUGAGUGUUGCUGCAGAAAAAUGAUAGCGAAGCGUCACCAGGAGCGUGUGUGACCUGCAAGGAGCGUGAGUGUGUUUGUUUAUCAGCUCUACAUGUCGCUGUCCGGCAGUCGGUGUUAAUGUGUGUAUGUGUCCGUGUAUGAGUGAGCGUAUGUGAGAGAUAGCGGGAAUGGGGGGAGAGGGAGGAGCUGCUUGGACAUGAGUAAAUGACGUCAGCUCCCAGGUCGCCGAGCACAGAAACAAACAUGGCGACAGAAUGGAGUGGACAGCAGGGUUACAUUCUCACCGUGGUUAUCUGUCUGUGGAGCGGUCGGACAGAGUUGGUGGCAGCCGCUGGGCCCGGUGUCAGCGGUGGAAGGGGAGGCGGCGGCGGAGGCGGUGGGAGUCAGGUGCUCGGCAUGAGGCUGGAGAGGAGCAACAAGCCGGCCAGCACCACUGACGAGGGUGUCAUCCAGGUGACCGAGGAGAGCUCCGUGCAGCUCCGGUUUUACGGGGUCCAGCUUCACUCGGGCGCCUGGUCUGAGAUCCAGUUCACAGAGGUCAAGAAGGAGGAGGAGGAGGAGAAGGGGACGGUGGUGGCGGCGGCCCGGGGCGGCAGCGGCAUGAUGGACGCGCUCGAUAAAACUUGUGCGGAUUUCACGCAGGACAUCACCGUCGGGAACUUCAUAAACGUGAGCAGCCGGGGCACGUCGGGACUGCUCAACGUGCACAUUAAGCCGCUGCGCAAAAGCGACCAGAAGAAAGAAUACGCUCUGUGCACGUUGAGCACGGACGGCAGGUGGGUGCAGCUGGGGGACAGCGAUGGCCGGAUGCUGGUGGUGGAGGAGAAGAAGUCGCUGCUACCCAUGUGGCUGCAGGUCAUCAUGAUCUCGUGCCUGCUGGUCCUCUCGGGCAUGUUCAGCGGGUUGAACCUGGGGCUCAUGGCGCUGGACCCCAUGGAGCUGCGGAUCGUUCAGAGCUGCGGCACCGACAAGGAGAAGAAAUAUGCGAGGAAAAUCGAACCGAUCCGCAGCAAAGGCAACUAUCUCCUAUGCUCGCUUCUCCUGGGUAACGUUUUGGUGAACACCACCCUCACCAUCCUCCUCGAUGACCUCAUCGGGUCAGGUCUGGGCGCCGUGGUCGCCUCAACAAUUGGCAUUGUCAUAUUUGGGGAGAUCGUCCCCCAGGCGCUGUGCUCGCGUCACGGGUUGGCUGUGGGAGCAAACACGAUCCUGGUCACAAAGUUCUUCAUGUUCCUUACCUUUCCUCUGUCCUUUCCCGUCAGCAAGCUGUUGGAUUUCCUGCUGGGACAGGAGAUCGGCACUGUGUACAACAGAGAGAAGUUGGUGGAGAUGCUUAAAGUGACAGAGCCUUAUAAUGACCUGGUCAAAGAGGAGCUUAACAUGAUCCAGGGAGCCCUGGAGCUCAGGACCAAAACUGUGGAGGAUGUGAUGACUCCCAUAGCCAACUGCUUUAUGAUCCAGGCAGAUGCUGUGCUGGACUUCAACACUAUGUCAGAGAUCAUGGAGAGCGGAUACACGCGCAUACCCGUGUAUGAUGAGGAGCGGUCCAACAUCGUGGACAUCCUGUAUGUGAAGGACUUGGCCUUCGUGGACCCGGACGACUGCACAAACCUAAAGACCAUCACCAAGUUCUAUAACCACCCUGUGCACUUUGUGUUUCAUGACACAAAGCUGGAUGCCAUGCUGGAGGAGUUCAAGAAAGGUAAAUCUCAUUUGGCCAUCGUCCAGAAGGUGAACAAUGAGGGGGAGGGAGAUCCUUUCUAUGAGGUGCUGGGAUUAGUCACCUUAGAGGAUGUUAUCGAGGAGAUCAUCAAGUCAGAGAUCCUGGAUGAAUCUGACCUCUACACUGACAACAGGAACAGGAAGAAGGUGGAUCCCAACAAAAGCAAACGCGACUUCUCAGCGUUCAAGCAAGAAGGGGACAGUAAGGUGAAGAUCUCUCCUCAGCUCCUACUGGCAGCUCAUCGUUUCCUGGCCACAGAGGUGAGCCUGUUCAGCCCAUUCCAGAUCACAGAGAAAGUCCUACUGAGGAUCCUCAAACAUCCGGAUGUCAUCCAGGAACUAAAGUUUAAUGAAAAUGAUAAACGAUCGCCACAGCACUUCCUCUAUCAGAGAGGCAAACCUGUCGACUACUUUGUUCUCAUUCUGCAGGGACGGGUGGAGGUUGAAGCCGGAAAUGAGAACAUGAAGUUUGAAACUGGCCCGUUCUCCUACUAUGGAGUCAUGGCUCUAAGCACACCAACAAUGGCUGUCACCCCUCCUCUUUCCCCGUCAGUGGCCUCCCCCCCUCCACGACGCCUCUCUCUUAAGAGAUUUUCUCUGUUCUCUCGUUUCCCAGAGUUCCGUUCUCCGUCACAUGGGGGCAACCUCAACCGCUCGGCAUCUCUGAGCUGCACCGAACGGGCUCCAGAGAGUGGCUCCGUCUGUGGAAGCAACACUCAGAUCCCAGGCACACCCUUCCAGUACAUACCAGAUUUCUGUGUUCGAGCGCUUUCAGAUCUUCAGUUUGUCAAGAUCACUCGUCCUCAGUACCAGAAUGGUCUGCUGGCAUCGAGGCUGGACAGCACACCACAGUCUCCAGAGGGCAGUCACACACGCCUGGACACGUCGGUUUCUUUGCCCCCUGUGACGCCACCAGGGCCACACACCCCACUGCCGCUGGCCACACCUCCUGUGAAGCGCCCUGCAUCCAAUUCUCAGCCUACACCUCUGAGUGACCGUACCACACUGCCCCAAACCACCUCUUCUUCCUCCAGCAGAAGGCCAAGCCAUUCUUUGCCCCAGGCCACUCCUUCUCCAAGCAACCACGCCCCUAUCUCCCAAACUCCUCCUUCCUCCAUGAGCACCGUCCUGUGUGCCCAAAACCCCAAUCUAACUCUGAGCUCCACCCUUUCCUCCAAGUCUCCGCUAUCUCCGCCCUCUGUCAGCCCAGAGAACGGGCCAGGAGAGACUACUUCUCUGCUCAGUGAGCAGCAGAACUGCAUGGGCCCCCACCGGCCCAGCCACCCUCACCCACAUGUUCACACAAUCAGUCACGCACAUACUGAAAGCACCAUUUAACUCAAAUCCCUCUGGGAUUACCAAAACUACCUGUGCACUCACUAUCUCACAUUACAUACCACACGGGCACUAAUUCUGGUUCCUGUUUGCUUGCUGUCACCUGACCCUUCCUUUUGACAAGAAGCUGAGGAGAUCAACAGUCUGUGAGACCAAUAGACUUCCUCCUCUGUACCUUCCUGCAUGUUUCCCUACCAACACUGAAAAAAGACCAAGGGGAGAGGAGAGAAAAAGGAACCCUAAUGAGUAUGGUAUUGUAUUCUUUACAUGUUAAAAUAGUAUAACAGAGGAAAAAAGAGCAAACAAAGCAAGACAGAAGGAAAACAAAGCAAUAAUAAUUAUAAAUAAAUUGCAUGUUCAUAAAGGAGUAGGAAGAAGCAUAAGCUUAUUUAAUCCCACUCACUUUCCAAUAUUUAGUAAUUAAUAGUCUACACUUUUUUCUGUUUAUGCCCUGUCCAUCAGAAAUUCUUCAUUACAAUUACUUUACAUGUUAAAUGUAUUUUUUAAAUUAUACAUGUAUAUAUGUAUAAGUAU
Molecule: messenger RNA, 3862 nt
Organism: Maylandia zebra (zebra mbuna)
Lineage: Eukaryota; Metazoa; Chordata; Actinopteri; Cichliformes; Cichlidae
Product: metal transporter CNNM4
Biological process (GO): magnesium ion transport; magnesium ion homeostasis
Cellular component (GO): plasma membrane
Molecular function (GO): sodium ion transmembrane transporter activity; magnesium ion transmembrane transporter activity
Source: RefSeq, a predicted model, not a curated record